GCAGCAGCAAGGAAAAAAACAAAGAAGGAUACAGAAAAAAAUGAACUUUAUUCUUCGAAUUUAUUAAGGGGUCACAAACGACUCAGUGUGGGACUUCGAUUACGAGUGACCACCGCUGGUACAUUAUGAAGAGCAAUAAAUCUUACAAGCUUGUGCUGCAUAAGAGAGGUUUUGGUGGAAAUGAUGAUGAAGUGGUGGUCAAUCCAAAAGUUUUCCCUCAAAUCUGCCUUGGGGACAUAAUUGAAAUUGCACAUCCUACUGAUGAGUUCAGUCCCCUUUUGCUGCAAGUGAAAAGCUUAAAAGAAGACCUUCAAAAAGAGACAAUCAGUGUGGAUCAGGCUGUGGCACAAGCCUUCAGACUGCGUGCUUACCAAGAUGUCGUUGUUAAUAUUGUUGACCCAAAGGACGUCACUCUGGACCUGAUGGAAGUGACAUUUAAAGACCAAUACAUCGGGAGGGGUGACAUGUGGAGACUAAAAAAGAAUUUGGUAAGGACUUGUGCCUAUGUGUCACAAAAAGUGGAAUAUGCUGGAAUCAGAUCCCAGGCAAGUGAACUGUGGGUGAAGGGAGAGAAAGUGACUUGUGGAUACAUCAGUGAAGACACCAGGGUUGUGUUCAGAUCCACAUCUGCGAUGGUUUACAUAUUCAUCCAAAUGAGCUGCGAGAUGUGGGACUUCGACAUUUACGGUGAUUUAUACUUUGAAAAGGCUGUGAAUGGUUUUCUUUCUGACCUUUUUGGCAAGUGGAAGGAUAAAAACUGCACUCAUGAAGUGACAGUUGUGCUCUUUUCACGUACAUUCUACAGUGCCAAAUCAAAAGAUGAAUUUCCUGAGCAUCUGAGAGCAUCAAUCCAACAAGAUCAUGAAGGUCAUUUUUAUGAGGACUUCUAUAGAGUUGUGGCUCAGAAUGAGAGGCGUGAUGAGUGGACAUCAUUGUUAGUUACUGUCAAGAAUCUCUUUAUUCAGUAUCCUGUUCUGGUGCGACUGAAAGAAGCAGAUGGCUUUCCCCCUGGAUAUAAUUCAACCUCUGCUCAAGGAAACUACUUGGAAGCCCUCAACCUUUCUUUUAAUGUGUUUGACAAGCAUUAUAUCAAUCGAAACUUUGACCGGACUGGCCAGAUGUCAGUGGUCAUCACGCCAGGUGUGGGGGUGUUUGAAGUUGACCGUCUGCUCAUGAUUCUGACCAAGCAACGAAUGAUUGACAAUGGUAUUGGUGUUGACUUGGUGUGUAUGGGAGAGCAGCCACUACAUGCAGUACCGCUAUUUAAGUUGCACAAUAAAUCGACACCUGACUCUUCUGUGGGGAAUGACUAUCAUCUGCCUCAUUGGAUCAACCACAGCUUCUACACCUCCAAAAGUCAGAAUUCUUUUAAUACCUUCAUUCCCCGAAUUAAACUUGCAAGCCACAAGCGUCAUUAUGAAAAACUAAAAAAAGGCACAGAACAAACUUUAUCUAUCCAAAAGGAGUGUGAGAACGGUCUGCCAAUACAGGUGGACUAUGAUGCAUAUGACUCUCAGGUUUUUAGACUGCCCGGUCCUUCGCUGAUUCAGAGAAGUCCCACAUCCAGGAUGGUUCGGGGUAAAGAGAGAAGUGGAAAAAAAAGCUGUGGGUCUGCGGAUGUUUCAACUUGCAUGGGCACAUCUCCUCCUUUGUGUUUCACUGGUGCUGAUGAACAACAUAGCCUGGCAUCUGAUGACAGUCUUGGCCCUGUAGCUAACAUGUUUCUGAUACCCCGGAUGCCUUCUAUGGUUUAUGAAGUCAGUAGCUCUCUCGGGUACACAUGUGCCAAAGAGUUGUCUGAGAAGACGGUGGAAUCUCAACGAGACUCAAGUGCUCCUGCUAGGUUCACAGUGGGAAGUGCUGAGUCCACCCUGUACAUACAGCCAGGAGGCUAUACACCGCAGAGAGCCCUUAUAAACCCCUUCACACCAACCAGAAUGCCCAUGAAGCUCACAUCUAACCGCAGGCGCUGGAUGCACACAUUCCCUCUUGAUACUCUUGGAGAAGCUAUUCAAAUCCAUCACCAGACCAGGCAAAGCAUUGCUGAAUUGCAAGACAGUUAUCAGAGAGAUCAUGCCCACAUCUCAUCUGAGCCGCUGGAAGUUGCAAAUCAGGAGACCACAGGAAGGCAAACAAGCUACCCACAAGCAGAUGACAAUGUUGUUUACAUUAGUGGAGGGACAGAAGAAUACGCUCAAAGUCCUGGCAACAAUGGUGGGACCAGCAAUGCUUCUGAAUUUGACGACUUCCCUCGAAAUGGAGCCAAUCCAAUUCCCAGCUUCUGCUGUGCAGUGGGAGUUGACUGGAAAUCUCUGACCACACCGGCCUGCUUGCCACUCACCACUGACUACUUCCCUGAUCGGCAAAUGCUACAAAGUGACUACACUGAAGGAUGCUAUGACUUGCUGCCACACAGUGACCUGGAGAGGCGAGAAGAUGAAUCGCCAGGGAUGACUGCUACUCAAGUGUUUGAAGAAUUUAUCUGUCAGAGGUUGAUGCAGGGCUACCAGAUCAUUGUCCAAUCAAACAAGAGGAGACGACAACCUUCUGUGGCUACCCCCCUUGGCAGCAGUCCUUUAUACACCAGAGGUUUGAUAUCAAUGCGUCGAGGAGAGGAAGAAGAGACGGUUUAUUGGCUCAGUAUGGGUAGGACCUUCCAUAAAGUUUGCCUCAAAGACAAGAUACUCACCGUUACUCGAUACUUACCAAAAUACCCAUACGAGUCACGUCAUAUCCAGUACAACUACAGCCUUUGUCCUCCACAUGUCGAUGCUCAGUUUGUCUCCUGUUGGGUUGAGUUUGGCCAUGAAAGACCAGAGGAAUAUAAAUGGAACUACUUGGACCAGUAUAUUUGCUCUGCAGGCUCUGAGGACUUCAGUUUGAUCGACUCACUCAAGUUCUGGAGGACAAGGUUCCUCUUGCUUCCAGCUGGAGGAGCUCGGCGUGUAGCUGAUGGAGAUGGGCACUGGGAUGUUUAUGGCGAUGGCUCAAAUACUGGAAUGGGUGGUAGUGGUGACUGGGUCCUACUGGAUGGCUUCAUUCGCUUCCUUGAGGGAGUCAACCGCAUUCGCCGACGUCACCGUUCAGACAGGAUAAUCAGAAAAGGCACUCCCAUGAAGGCCUUAAAUUCUCUCCUUUCAUACCCUUCUGAACCAAUGGUGCCCCUGCAAGGCAAAAAAGGAACAUCAGCUUUAUCUGCGUUACUGGAGAUGGAUCAGAACCAUAGGACAUUGGAGGAGCAACAACAGAAGCCCAAGCCCAUAACACCUGUUUCUGAACUCCCAAGUGCAGAAAGUCCACGCAAGUUCGCUGCUGAAUACAUUGAAGGCAUUGACAAGGGAUUUCAAGUGGGACUGACAGCUGGAACAUCAGUACAGUCUGCAGGUGAAACUGCAACUGGCGUUAGUGUUGACCAAAGAUUAGCGGGAAACAAUGCACUGGAGGACUUUUCUCUGUCCUCUUCGUCAACACUCCUGGAAAUCCUAGAGGCCAUUAAAAAUCCCACGACAGGUGUACUCCUGCUCCCAGAACAGCGAGGCCUGCCAUUCAACUGCUUCAUCAGCGCUGAGGUCAUCCACUGGCUAGUCACCAAUGUUGAGGGUGUAACCACACAGAGCAUGGCUAUUGAUGUUAUGCAGAAAAUGCUUGAGGAGGGUUUGGUGGCCCAUGCAUCUGGGGAUGCUAUGCGGACCUUUGUUUAUGGCUUCUACAUCUAUCGGAUUGUGGCAGAGAAGGAUGCAGGCCAGGCCUCACAGCUCCCCCCAACAGUGGCUUGCGGCUGGUCUACCGCAGGCUUGGAAGACUUUGCCCUGUUUCAGAGAAAAUGGUUUGAAGUGGCCUUUGUGUUUGAGGAGCAACAACCAUCUGACCUCCCGGCAUUCCUUCUGCCCUGGCUGCCUAGCCGACCAGCCUCUUAUGCAAGCAGGCACAGCUCUUUCAGUCGCAGCUUUGGCGGACGCAGCCAGUCAGCUGCACUGCUAGCUGCCACAGUUCCAGAUCAGAAGACAGUCACUCUGGAUGUGGAUGCUAAUAAUCGCCGGGGUCGAACUGAAUGGUGCACCUGUUAUUACCACGGCAGCUUCUCCCUGAAUUCUGCCUUUGAGAUCAAACUUCAUUGGAUGGCUGUCACUGCAGCUGUCCUCUUUGAGAUGGUUCAAGGUUGGCACAGGAAAGCGGCAUCCUGUGGUUUCUUAUUGGUUCCUGUGUUGGAAGGUCCGUUCGCACAGACGUCACACCUGUAUGGUGAUCCCCUGAGAGCUCAACUCUUCAUAAGUCUUAAUAUUCAUUGUCUGAUGAAGAAUGGUAGCGAAAAUCUGUUUGAAGGUUUUGAACCAGAAACUUACUGGGACAGGAUGCAACGCUUUCAAGAGGCCAUAUUGUACAGAUUUGGGUUCGUGCUCGACAAGUUUUCUGCGUCAGCUUUUAAUUUCCCAUCAGAGAACAGACCCCAGUACAUCCACGUAACAGGCACUGUUCUGUUACAACUGCCAUACUCCAAAAGAAAGUAUACCAGUGGGCAACAGCGUCGACGCAGGAACUCCACUACAUCCACCAACCAGGGGUCGAUCAGUGGUGAAGAUCGGAUUGGCUUCUAUUGGUCCUACAACACUAUGUUAACAAAAGCCUGGAGGACCGGUGUUCUGGGUGACGAGAGAAUGGCUGACCGCCUGCUGAAAGACUUUACAGACUUCUGUGCCAAUAAAGACAACAGACUACUGAACUUCUGGAACAUUUGCCUGGAGAAAAUUAAUACCAGCGCCCCCUAAACAGCAACUGUAGCUUCACAUUUCAGUGCAAUUUUAAAUGCCUGGUUGCUACAUUUGUUUGAAUCACAUCUAUUCCAAACAGUAGGUUUUUUUUUAAAUCAAUGACUGAUACCAUGAAGCAAACGCGUUUUGAUUAUGGGUCGCAUUGAACGCUGAUUGCCCUUGGAGAGCCGGUUACCACUUUGAAACCAUAUGUAAUCAUGUCAUGAUUGCGCAAUAUUGUUUUAAAUAUCCAGCAAACGCCUGAUUCAUCCGGCUAGUAGAUAUGUCCUUUGAUAUUUGCUCAGUUCUUGUUCACAUGUGCACAUAUACUGUCCAGACCAGGUGGAUUUGCCAUCUACUGUAAAAACGGUCUAAAUAUUAAAUGUAGGAGUUUGCCCUAAUUUUCAUUAAAUAUGCUGAUAGCAGGUCCCUGCCAAAUGCUGACUGCUCGGGGAGACAGCAUAAUGAGAUGUGUUAAUUUUGUUUUUUCAUUGACAUGGCAGCAUUUCUCUCAGCUUCUCUCUGAGCUUGUUCUUGUUGAUUAAUAUAUGUUCUCAUGCAGCUAAGAAGGGCUAUGGCAGCCCGGGCCACUUUGUGGCUGGUUGGGUUUCUGGCCCGUCAUGGUAAUUGUGAUUCGAUUUUUUUUUUUUUUUUAAUGGAACAUAAACCUCGGUGAAACAUAAAUGGGACUGCUUCUGUAAAUAUUUUUCAGAUGUGGUUAUGAGCUUCUAAAAUCCUUUUUUCUUCUUCAACGAAAUAAAAAGCUUUGCUUAUG
Molecule: messenger RNA, 5523 nt
Organism: Hippocampus zosterae (dwarf seahorse)
Lineage: Eukaryota; Metazoa; Chordata; Actinopteri; Syngnathiformes; Syngnathidae
Gene: depdc5
Product: DEP domain containing 5, GATOR1 subcomplex subunit
Exons: 43
Coding region: 126-4766 (1546 amino acids)
Biological process (GO): cellular response to amino acid starvation; positive regulation of autophagy; negative regulation of TORC1 signaling
Cellular component (GO): GATOR1 complex; lysosomal membrane
Molecular function (GO): GTPase activator activity
Source: RefSeq, a predicted model, not a curated record